AUGGCUGGAGUUUUUUGGGGCGAAAUCGAAGAAUCGGUAGAAAAUAUCUGUGGUGUGGUGGAUCACAAUAAGCAUGCAUUCUUUGUGACAUGCACCGAAGAUGAUCCAAUUGACCGCGAAUACACCACACACCAAAUCUACGACGAUAAAGCUCCCGAUACAAUGAUGCACAUGCUGAUUGCAAGGCACGAUAACAUUAUUGAUCGCAGAAACACCGCAAUUCAUCGUACUGUGAAACUUUUAGAAAUGACCAAAGGCCGUUCCAUUCAUUUUCCAAAGAUUAUUUGUUAUGGCCGUUUAAAAAAGAUGAUAUUUGGCGAGAAUGGGGACCAGGAUGCAGAGCGUGACCCGGAAUGGAUUGGCCGACCAUGUGCUAUCGUUGAAUAUAAUGCAACACUGAUUGGCUCAUUAUUGGCGUUGUCACCUACUGGUACCGUCCCUCUGGACUUGGCACUGGUCAUUAUGAUGGGCUGCGUUCGUGCGCUCGCAUCGCUUCAUCGACUCGGAUAUGUGCAUCGUCAAGUCUCGCCUUACUGCUUUGCGUAUCGCAACCCGAUUUCAUAUGAUGGCCUUGAAUCGCGCAUUAUGAUCGUCGAUCUCAGCUUAGCACUGCCAUGGCCCUGCAAACCUCGUUCAUUCGUGCCAUUUGUUGGAACACUGCGGUACAGUUCGGUGCGAGCGCAUCGUGGUCGAGAACAGGGGCCAUCGGACGACAUCAUUUCACUGAUUUAUAUGAUUGCGGAACUGAUCUCUGGAAAGCUGCCCUGGCGAUCAGUGCUAAUGUACAUGACGCUAUCACCGUAUCCAGUUGAACACCGGCUUAUUAUCGAGCAGGUCCAGGCAGCGCUAAAACGUCGUUAUCCGGGUGACAAACGCGAGCUUCCACCAUGGCUUGCCUUACCGAUCGCCGAAGAAUAG
This is a messenger RNA of Gongylonema pulchrum, 918 nucleotides long. Lineage: Eukaryota; Metazoa; Nematoda; Chromadorea; Rhabditida; Gongylonematidae. The record is from the annotation of a GenBank genome assembly.